GUAAUAUUUUCUAGGGUCAAGAGGGUAAUUCUAGGAUCGGAGUCCAACAAUAGCCCAAGUCUGUAGAAGCGCCUUUGUGAGAUACGACGUCGUGGAAGAGCGAAGCGUUUUCCAGAAGCAAAUAGGGAACAUUCAUUGUUCCGAAAAAAUCAACACGAAACGAUGAUUAGCAUUCUCACACAGGAGCGGUUAUUGGGAGCUUCAUUGGGUGUGAUAUUGACGAGUGCCGUUGUUUGGGAUCAACGUAGAUACAUCUAUGGUUCUAUUUCCGAUUCUCAAUCUCACUCUCAGGUUAGAGAACCCAUAUUUGGGAAGAAAUCACGCUCUGAAUUUGCACAUUCAUGGAACAAAACUGUGGAUCAGACAUUUGGACCUUUGAUAAAGUCUCUCAGCUCUCGUGGAUGGUAGAAAUGUUGUUAUGAAUUUUUGUGUGAUUGUGAUAUCAGAACAUGCAGUAAUUUUCAUUUUUAAUUAACUUCACAUGCUAAAUUGUUUGUCGAACGGUUGUGUGCACCAGCCGUGCUUACAGAUGUAAUGUUGUCUGCACCACUCAUAUGUACUUUCAAUAUAUGCAUCAAAAUACCUGAUUUUUCUUCCUUAAA
Messenger RNA from Medicago truncatula (barrel medic), 602 nucleotides. RefSeq lists its product as uncharacterized. Bases 163 to 408 code for a protein of 81 amino acids. The record is from RefSeq and is a predicted model, not a curated record. Lineage: Eukaryota; Viridiplantae; Streptophyta; Magnoliopsida; Fabales; Fabaceae. The transcript is spliced from 3 exons.